Molecule: messenger RNA, 2759 nt
Organism: Oryza brachyantha (malo sina)
Lineage: Eukaryota; Viridiplantae; Streptophyta; Magnoliopsida; Poales; Poaceae
Product: nascent polypeptide-associated complex subunit alpha, muscle-specific form
Exons: 3
Coding region: 1-2394 (797 amino acids)
Source: RefSeq, a predicted model, not a curated record
AUGCGCGUGUCCUGCGGAGAGGUGUGUGCAUGCAGUGGUGCAUGGAGGGCAGGCAGAGCACGAGAGCUUUCGUAUAAAGACCAACCAGCGCGCGAGCUGCCACUUCAAGCAUCGAUCAGAUCAUCAGCUGCGCUGCGAAGCAGGGUGCCCAUCCGGAGUUGCGAGGUGGUUGCGAUGGCUAAGGUUCUCGCGUUUGUGUCAGCUUGCUGCCUGCUCGUGGCGUCCUCCGCCGCGGCGCGUAGCCUCGUCGGCGUCAACGGCAGGGCGUUUGGUAGCCGGAAGGACUACUACACUCCUGGUCCAUCGACUGUCCCACACCACUCUCCAGCAAGUCCCAGCCAUUCGGGCCCGCCAUGCUCGCCGACGCCGCCACACGGAGGUGGUGGAGGCUACAACCCGCCCUCGCCGUCCACCGGCGACGCGCCACCCUCACCAUCCAGUGACACCUCGCCGAGCACACCGAGUGGAGGCUACUACCCGCCCACGCCGUCCGUCGGCGACGCGCCGCCAUCACCGUCCAGUGACACCUCUCCCACCACGCCGGGUGGAGGCUACACGCCGACGCCGAGCGACACACCGCCCUCACCGUCCAGUGACACCUCUCCAACUACACCGGGUGGAUGCUUCAGUCCCACGCCGUGCGGCACACCACCCUCGCCGUCCAGUGGAACCUCGCCCACCACGCCGGGUGGAGGCUACACGCCGACACCGAGCGACACGCCCCCCUCGCCGUCCAGUGGCACCUCUCCAACUAUACCAGGUGGAUGCUCCAGUCCCACGUCGUGCGGCACGCCACCCUCGCCGUCCAGUGGUACCUCUCCUACCACGCCGGGUGGAGGUUAUAUGCCGACACCGAGAGACACGCCACCCUCGCCGUCCAGUGGCACCUCUCCCACCACGCCGGGUGGAGGCUACACGCCGACGCCGAGCGACACUCCGCCCUCGCCGUCCAGUGGCACCUCUCCCACUACACCGGGUGGAUGCUCUAGUCCAACGCCAUGCGGCACGCCACCUUCGCCGUCCAUUGGUACCUCUCCUACCACGCCGGGUGGAGGCUAUACGCCGACACCGAGCGAGACGCCGCCCUCACCGUCCAGUGGCACCUCUCCCACUACACCGGGUGGAUGCUCUACUCACACGCCAUGUGGCACGCCACCUUCGCCGUCCAUUGGCACCUCUCCGAUCACACCAACACCAGGUGGAAGCUACUACCCACCAACGCCAUCCAUUGGCGACGCACCACCCUCGCCGUCGAGUGACACCUCUCCGACCACGCCGGGUGGAGGAUACAACCCGCCCACACCGUCCACUGGCGGCGCACCACCCUCGCCGUCAAGUGACACCUCUCCGACCACACCGGGCGUAGGUUCCCCGUCGACGCCAUGUGACACGCCGCCCUCGCCGUCUAGUGGCACGUCCCCUACCACGCCUGGUGGAGGCUACAACCCGCCCACGCCGUCCAUUGGCAACGUGCCGCCCGCGCCAGCCAGUGGCACCUCCCCAAGCACACCGGGAGGAGGCUACUCUCCGCCUACACCGUGCAAUGCGCCGCCGUCGCCUUCUAGUGGCACCUCCCCAUCCACACCGGGUGGAGGCUAUUCUACGUCCACGCCGUGCAAUGCGCCGCCGUCGCCUUCGAGUGGCACCUCCCCGACCACACCGGGUGGUGGAUACUACCCGCCCGCGCCGACCAUUGGCGACGUGCCGCCUUCUCCGUCCAGCGGCACCUCCCCAAGCACACCGGGUGGCGGCUGCUCGUCCUCACCCACGCCGUGCGACGCGCCACCCUCACCGUCCAGUGACGCUUCCCCGACAACACCUGGUGGAGGUUACUACCCACCCACGCCAUCCGUUGGCGACGUGCCGCCCUCACCGUCCACCGGCACCUCGCCUUCCACACCGGGUGGAGGCUACUCUCCCUCCCCUUCCACCGGCGGCUACACGCCGACUCCGGAUGUUCCGAUCAGCACCCCGUCGACACCCUACUCCCCACUGGUGCCCACGCCGCCGUCGAGCACCACCCCGACGCCCUUCGAUCCCAACACCGCGCCCUUCCCGUGCACAUACUGGCUGUCGCACCCGAACGUUAUUUGGGGCCUGUUCGGGUUCUGGUGCCCGCUGGUGCGUCUGUUCGGGCCGACCGCCGCGGCGCCGUUCGGGCACGACCUGACCGUGACGGAGGCGCUGGCGAACAAGCGCACGGACGGCGUGGGCGAGCUCUACCGCGAAGGCACGGCGUCGCUGCUCAACUCCAUGGUGAACAGCAAGUUCGCCUUCAGCACGCAGCAGGUGAAGGACGCGUUCAGCGCCGCGCUCAGCUCAGGCGACGACCGCGCCGCCGCCGCGCAGGCGCAGCUCUUCAAGAAGGCCAACGAAGGCCACGUCAAGCGCUAGGCAGCAUAUGCAUCUCCUGUAACUUGUGGGUACUUGCCGCGGGCCGGCGGAGCUUUGCUGAGCCGGAUGCCAUGCGAUGGCACGCGGGGCAGCAUGCGUACGUGCUGGCCGGUGGGGUGGGUGGGGUUAUCUGGCACUUGCAUUCCGUUUGAUGUAGUCUUAGACAUGGGUGGGAAGCAUGAUGCGAGUGUUAAGUAUGUUUUAUUAUCCCUUUUAGAGCGCCUGCAUGGCCGCGAGGAAUAACUGUAGGACUGUUCUGCUUCCUUUUAAUUCAGUAUGUACGUAUGGUUUAAGCUUCAUAUGUGUUCUACUUCCUACUUCUAUAAUAUGGAGCAUAGAUAAAUCAAAUGCGGCAUAAUUUACGA